Molecule: messenger RNA, 639 nt
Organism: Serendipita indica DSM 11827
Lineage: Eukaryota; Fungi; Basidiomycota; Agaricomycetes; Sebacinales; Serendipitaceae
Source: the annotation of a GenBank genome assembly
AUGGAAUCUCCAAUUACAACAGAUCUCAGCCUUAUUCCACUUAGCUCGUUGCCAAAAUCCGCAGACUCGACGUCUAGCAGCUUUCUAGCGACGCAUGCACCUCCGCCAAUGAUCAAGGCAACUGACACGACUCAACCAGCAAUCUUUCGCGUACAAUCCUAUCUCGACGAGUUGACCAGAGCAGCAUUUGAAGUCUCUACCAGCCUCUUGUGUAGCUCUGUACUCGCCGGACAAUCUAGUGAAAGCGACGAGUAUGGCGACGUUGGCGUUUGGGUCGGUUCGCUGACCCAAAAGGACCCGGAGAAUGUACUACAGAAUCUUGGACUCGCCGAUUGGGUGAAUUAUAAGAAGGGAAAGAUUGUGACUGCUGGGGCAUCUCCCUCGCCAUUGCCAUCCGCUUUGACAUCCUCCGGAUCUUUCUCUUCCGAGACACCAAAGAUUCAUAUGGAUUCGCUGUCGAUGCUCCUCAACAACCUCGAUUCCCCACUAGAAUUCCGCGUCGAAGGGCUCGGAGGCGGUAUCACGCUCUAUUUUCUCGUGGGAAAGCUCAGUCAUGCCAAGGGAGGGUUUGAAGGUGAUGAUGGAUAUGCAGGUCUGGUUGGAGUCGGAGUAAUGGCAGACGGCGACGAAGAUUACUGA